GUAAUCGCUAUCACUCACUGAUAACGGCAGUCGCACCACCGCCGCCCGCCAGCCGCCCGCGCCAUGGAUCCCACGAAGUUCCCCGUACACUUCGACGGGAAAAAUUACGACAUCAAACGCUUCCUACGCGACCACCCCGGCGGGGUAAACACCCUAAAAAAAUACAAGGGCAAGUCCAUAGAGCAGGCCAUGAGCGCGUACGGACACAGCACCAGUGCUUACCACAUGUUGAAUGACUUCGAAGUGAAAGAUGUGAAUUUGACAGGCAAAGUGAGUGCGAACGGCAGGAUCAUCACUAAAGAGGAGUCCUCGAGGAAUGCUGAGGAGAUCGCCAUGUUGGAGGAGCUUGAGGCACGACUGGACUGGUCCAAGCCAAUCGUGUCCCAGCUGGAUGCGAUAGCACCCCACUACGAGAUGUGGGUCAACAGUGCUGUUUACAGAAGAUGCAGGCUUUUCCAGAGCCCUAUCCUGGAGAGCAUGACGUUCACCCCCUGGUAUCUGGUGCCGGUGUUCUGGAUACCGAUCAUAAUGUACCUGCUAGCAAGGAAUUUUCUGGAGCAUGUUGCUUGUGGAGACUCCUGCACAGAUCCCUUAAAUCCGAUCCAGUUCCUGGGCCACAUGGUGAUGGGAGUGUGCAUCUGGAGCGCCGUGGAGUACAGCCUGCACCGGUGGGUGUUCCACCUCGACCCUGGGUCCUCGAUCACGAUGAUCAAGCUCCACUUCCUCAUACAUGGCCUUCACCAUAAGAUGCCGUUCGACGGACUUCGUCAGGUGUUCCCGCCUAUCCCAGCGUUGAUUCUCGCCGGGAUCCUCUACAUUCCCUUUUGGAUGUGGAUCCCGUAUCCCGAGGUCAAGUUUGUUGGAGGCCUUAUGGGCUACCUGACCUACGACAUGAUCCAUUACUACGUGCACCACGGCUCGCCGCGAGACGGGUCCUACCUGUACGUGAUGAAACGGUACCAUUCCAACCACCACUUCGUAAACCAUGACAAAGCAUUUGGGAUCACAAGCAAAGUAUGGGACCUCGUAUUCCAAACCUACGUGAAAGUCAAGAAACUGGGUUUUAGUUUACAAUGGUAGAUUUGUAAAUAGUAGAUUACUUAAAAAUAAGGGCCUUGACACUUAUCGGUAAAUAGGGUUCCGUAGUAGACUACUUACCCAAGGAACCUUAGCAUACGAUAAAGACAGUUGUCAGUUGUUAUUUUAUCGAAAAAUUACA
Messenger RNA from Ostrinia nubilalis (European corn borer), 1219 nucleotides. RefSeq names its product fatty acid 2-hydroxylase (gene Fa2h). Gene Ontology annotation, cellular component: membrane; endoplasmic reticulum. NCBI's taxonomy places the organism in Eukaryota, Metazoa, Arthropoda, Insecta, Lepidoptera, Crambidae. Gene Ontology annotation, biological process: lipid biosynthetic process; fatty acid metabolic process. The transcript is spliced from 6 exons. The coding region runs from base 64 to 1080 and encodes 338 amino acids. The record is from RefSeq and is a predicted model, not a curated record. Gene Ontology annotation, molecular function: fatty acid 2-hydroxylase activity; heme binding; iron ion binding.